AUGACUUUUAGCGAAUUAUUAGGUGAAAAACUUCUUCAACAUAAUGAAUCUGGCGAUGAAUACGCUGAAAUAUCAACAAAUCAACUUCAUGACAAAACUGUUGCACUUUAUUUCUCAGCUCAUUGGUGUCCACCAUGUCGAAGAUUUACACCACAAUUAGCUGAAAUUUUCAAACAACUUGAUAAUGAAUUCAAAAACAAACUAGAGAUUGUUUUUGUUUCAAGUGACGAAGAUCAAGCUACAUUUGAUGAAUAUUUCAAAGAGAUGCCAUGGAAAGCUUUACCUUACUCUGAUCGAGAUCGUUCAAUAGAAUUGGGUGAAAAAUUUAAUAUCGAAGGUAUUCCAACUUUAGUUAUUCUUUCUCCUACAUGUGAGAAAAUAACUUCGGAUGGUGUUGAAGAAGUACGUGCUGCAUCCAAUAAAGCUUUGGAAGAAUGGUCACAAGGAAAAUGUUUAUUUUGGUCACGUGAAGCUCGUGAAGGUGAAUUUGUUUGGAAAAAUGCUACUUGUAAUCUUUGUUAUAUGAAUCCUUUGGUUGGUCCACAUCAUGGUUGCACAAAUAAAGAAUGUAGUUUUGAUUUAUGUGAAACAUGUGUACCAAAUAAUAAACAUGAACAUCCUCUUGUUGAAUAUCUUAUACCUAAGAAAAUUUAUCCAUUAGAAACACUGUUUAAAUCAGUUCCUUAUUUACUCAAUCCAAAUAGUGAUGAAAAAGUUGAAACAAAAACAUUAUGGCAAAAUGAUGUUAAAAGUGUUGGAUUUUACUUUUCUGCUCAUUGGUGUCCACCUUGUCGUGGUUUUACACCGAUAUUGGCAGAACUUUAUAAAGAAAUACAAGCAACAUCUCAUGGUUUUCGUAUAGUCUUUAUAUCGUGUGAUCGAGAUGAAGAAUCAUUCAAAAAUUAUCAUUCAGAAAUGCCUUGGCCUGCUGUUCCAUUGGAUGCAGGUGCUCUUCUCAAGUUAUAUUUCCAAUUUUCUGGUAUUCCAUCGUUAUUUAUUCUUUCAUCAGAUGGAACAGUUUUAUCAAGUCGUGGUCGUAAUGAUGUUUCAUCUAAAGGAAUUGAAGCACUUCAGUCAUGGGCACGAGGAGAAAAAUUACCAUCUUCUUCGCCCGAUGAAUAUCAAUGGUCAUAUGUCCGAUGUGAUGGAUGCAACAUGAAUCCUCUUAUUGGUCAAAGAUAUUGUUGUUUAACAUGUGGUAAUUAUGAUCUAUGUUCGGCAUGCGAAAAGAAAGGACAUGAACAUCCACUUGAACGUGUACCACAACCAAAUGACGACGACGAUGAUUGA
Molecule: messenger RNA, 1290 nt
Organism: Rotaria sordida
Lineage: Eukaryota; Metazoa; Rotifera; Eurotatoria; Philodinida; Philodinidae
Source: the annotation of a GenBank genome assembly